Molecule: messenger RNA, 1926 nt
Organism: Rotaria sp. Silwood1
Lineage: Eukaryota; Metazoa; Rotifera; Eurotatoria; Philodinida; Philodinidae
Source: the annotation of a GenBank genome assembly
AUGGCUUCGAAAUACGUCGAUAUCGAUGAAGAACACAUACACACGCAACGUUUUUCGGAUAUUGCCGGAGAACCUUGCCGAAUGUUGAUGCCCAUUCAAGGCUACGAAAAAAAGCCUCUGGUUACGCUUGAAGAGGCUGUUGAACCUGUAGUAUCGUAUGUACCUGAUGUAAAACGAAUGGCUUACAUUGCAAAAAUGAAAUGUGCAGAACUUUCACCAGGAAAACUACCGAUAAAUCAAGCAGCCUCGAUUACACUCUAUUCAAUGGAAUGGGAACCACAAGAAGAGUGUCUGUAUUAUGUCUUUAACCAGACACUACGUAAUGAAAAUCGGCAAAAGGUGAAGCCGUGGUUUCUUUUUCUAAGAUUGAUUUUGACGGCAUUGGCUCAGCUCCCAUCGACGGUGUCUUAUGUUUACCGUGGAAUUAAACGGGAUAUGAGAAAGGAAUAUCCGGAGGGAAAAACAUUCGUUUGGUGGGGAUUCAGUUCUUGUACAUCCAAGUUAAGUGUACUCCAGAAUGAACAAUUUUUGGGUAUGACAGGUCCAAGAACUCUCUUUACAAUCGAAUGCGAUAGUGGCAAAGAUAUCGGAAAAUAUUCUUGUUUUCAAGCGGAAGAUGAAAUUCUUCUUCCAGCCGCAAGACAAUUUAAAGUCAUGGGAUGUCUCAGUCAAGGUAAAGAUCUUUAUCUUAUACAACUCAAAGAAAUUCAACCGCCAUUUCCCCUGAUUGAACUUGUACCAAUAACACCUCCCAAGAAAAUUUCACCAGCACCAAUUGUACCAUCACCACCGAAACCCAUUGCCACGAAAAUCACAACAGCAGUACCACUACGUGCAAGUUCCACUGAUAUUCAUCCGAAUGCAAAAUGGGCACAGAAUGGUAUCACUGUUGCUGGAGGAAAUGGAGAUGGCAGUGGAACUAAUCAACUCAACUCUCCAUGGGGUUUGUACGUCUAUGAUGAUCAAACGAUUUAUGUCGCUGAUUGUUGGAAUCAUCGUAUUGUGGAAUGGAAAUCUGGUGCAACGAAUGGAAAAGUAGUUGCGGGUGGAAAUGGAGAAGGAAAUGGAGCUCAUCAAUUAAACUACCCACGAGAUGUGAUUAUCGACAAAGAGAGCGAUAGUCUCAUCAUCAGCGAUUACGGGAAUAAAAGAGUAGUUCGGUGGCCUCGUCGAAAAGGUACUCGUGGAGAAACAAUUAUUUCAAAUAUCGCUUGCUGUGGUUUGACAAUGGACGACAAUGGUUCUCUCUAUGUCGUUGACUAUGAAAAACAUGAAGUGAGACGAUAUAAAAUUGGUGACACUAAAGGAACAGUGGUUGCAGGUGGCAAUGGACAAGGAAAUCGUCUCGAUCAACUCUCUAAGCCCACCUACGUAUUUGUCGAUCGAGAUCAUUCAGUUUAUGUGUCUGAUAAUGGAAAUCAUCAUGUCAUGAAAUGGGAAGAAGGUGCAAAACAAGGCAUUGUCGUAGCCGGUGGUCAAGGAGAAGGAAAUAGUCUUACACAAUUGUUUUGUCCUCAAGGAGUCGUUGUUGAUCAAUUGGGUACUGUCUAUGUGGCUGAUUUUGUGAAUCGUCGAAUCAUGCGUUGGCCAAAAGGAGCCACACAAGGAAGUGUCAUUGUUGAUGGAAAGGGUAAAUGGUGGAAGUCGAAGCAACUCCAUUUUCUCGUAGGUUUAUCAUUCGAUCGACAUGGUAAUCUCUAUGUCGUCGAUAUGGGUAAUCAUCGAGUUGGUACACGUCUUUUAUUAAUUCGUGAAAAUUAUGAUAUUAUUUUAUAUGAUGCUCAACAAAAGCGCUCAUUAACAAAAGUUCGACCAAAAUUAGAUGGUAAAGAUUGUUGGGAAAAAUUAACUUUUAUUUAUUUACAAGAUCAGAUUCCAAUGCUAUUAGGAGAUGUUGAAGAAUGCAUUAAACUUCUUAGACAAUGA